Messenger RNA from Paramecium tetraurelia, 2268 nucleotides. RefSeq lists its product as uncharacterized. The record is from RefSeq and is a predicted model, not a curated record. The annotation marks the transcript as partial. NCBI's taxonomy places the organism in Eukaryota, Ciliophora, Oligohymenophorea, Peniculida, Parameciidae. The transcript has 4 exons.
UACCCUUAGUAUUUGAGUUUGUAAUUCAAUCUUAUAGAAAUGUUCUCACAAUAAAAUUUAAUCGAAAAUCAUUAAUAUUAGGUUCUAUAUUUAAAGCCUUACAAAAUUAUAGCCUAAGAUCGCAUAAAAUCGACUAAUGUCUUAUUUAUUCCUAGUGGUUAGGAGAUAUAAAGUUAUUAACUUUAUAAUCCAAAGCAGUAAAAAUAUUAAACUUAUAUUUAUGAUAUAAAAAUUCUGUUUAAAAAUAGUAUGAAUGAAUAAUUAAUCAACUUUGAAAAUUCAAUAUGCAAUAUAGAAUUAUAAAUUUAUGAUAAUUCUGAAAAAUUAAUUGAAUCUAAUAAAAUAUCCAAAAUAAAUUUUAAUUAAGAAAUUAAGGGUUUUGCCCUUGGGUCACUGUAAUUUGACAUCGAUCCAUAUAAGUAGGAAAAUAAAAUUCAAGAAAUUCUAGCCUAUUGCAAUACAUCAUAUUAGGAUGAUUAAUUGGCCUAUAGAAUAAGAGUCAAUAGUUUCAUGUGCUAAUUAGGAGAAUUCUAUAUUUAUUCCGGAUGUCAUAUAUGUCAGCCAUUAUAGGGAUUUUAUUCUGUAACAUAUAACGCUACAAAAUGCUCUAUUUUUGAUAAAAAUAAAUUUGAUGCCAUUACUUCUAAUAAAAUUUAACUCAAAGCUGGGUUUUGGAGGCCAAAUUAAAUUUCAGAUAUUAUAGAAUUGUGCUUUAAGAAUCUAACUCAUUGUGAAGGAGGAUGGACUUUUGGAAAUGAUCUUUGUUCUUAGGGACAUGUUGGAGGAUUGUGCGAAGAAUGUGAUAGGUAUGAUAUAAGAGGAGCGGGAUCAUACUUUAAAGAUUAGAAAUAACAAGAAUGUAAAUAGUGUUAAGAAAUUUCAAAGUUGUUAUUAACCUUUUUUUUAAUAUCAAUUUGGGCUAUCCUUUCUACUUUAUUAACCAUCAGAAGUAUUGAAAAAUCCAAUUAAUUAUUUGCAUAACUUAAGGUUAGAUAAAAAUUUGUCGACAUAUUAUUCAAACUAAAUUAAGAUCAUGAAAGUAUUUUACUUAAAUUAUUUUUGAAUUAUUUAUGGAUUUUUUCUCUUAUUUUUACAUUUAAUAUUCGCUUCUCUUUCUCCUUGAAUUUUGUAAAAUAAUCAAGCGAUACAUCCUAUUUUAUGGCGAAUUAUUUUGAAUGUAUUUUGGCUGAAAUUUAAGGGAUUGAGUUAAUUUACAGUAGAAUCUUGGUUAUGUUUUUGCUAAUGCUUGCAUAGAUAUUAAUAAUUUAUAUUGGAUAUAAAGUUGUAUCCAUUAUGACUAAAACAAAAUUUAGAUUGACAAUCAUAUCUAUUACAAUUUUAUAUUUGUAUAUCUAAAAUUAUGCAUCCUUGAUUAAUCAAUUUUUUUCGAUUCUGGCUGCCAGAAAAAUAUCAAAUUUAGAUUAUAUAUCAGGUGAUGUAUCCUUGAUAUAUGGGUCAGAUAAUCAUAUCUCAUGGAUAUAAGGAUUUGCAAUUCCUGGAUCAAUAUUAAUUGGAUUGAUCAUACCCUUAUUGUUGUUUCUAAUAUUGUACUUAAAUAGAGAAAACCAUAACAAAAUAAUGUUUAGAAGACAUCUAGGAUAUUUAUUUAAUGAAUAUACUCAAUAAAACUAUUUUUGGGAAAUGAUCAAAUUAUGGAAGAAAACUAUUAUUAUUAUUAUUUUAAUUUACUUUGAAACUGACAUAUUUUUGAAAGCAUCAUUAUUAGGGCUGUGUUUAUUGUUUUACUAAUUGAUUGCCUGGAAUUCUAAACCUUUUAUUCUUUUGAAGCUUAAUUUAUUGGACGUUUAGAGCAGUCAAUGUUGUUCCAUUGCAAUAUUUUUUGCAACUGUUAAAUAUAUAUGUGAAUAAUCAGAGUAAUAUCAUUUUUCAGCUCUCAUUCAAGGUUUAAUCUUUAUUACAAGCAUUAUAUUGAGUUACCCAUUUAUUAUUAAUAUUCUAAAACUCUAUUAUAAAAAAUACAGGUUGCUAGUUUUAGCUUUAGUAUUUUAAGGAUUUAAGUCUUUCAAACCUAAUUUUAAAUUCACUAAGUUUUUUGGGGAAAAAAUAGCAAAAUUGAGAUAGAAAGAGGAUUAGACUCUAAGGAAUAUCCAAAAAUUGAAGUCAAUACUUUUUAGGAAUAAAUCGAAUGGGCAAUUGUAAUAAAUUUAAAGUUAUUUUAGGGAAAUAAACAACUUUAUAAAAAGUAGUAUGUUAAAAAAGAAAUAAAUAUCAGUAAUCUAAGAUUGCAAUAUCAAUAAUAAAGUUUGA